AUGGCUUCCGCUAAAGAGUACAAGGUUGUGUUGGCCGGUCAGUUCGGCACGGGCAAGACCACAUUUGCCACCCGCGUCAGGUCGGCCAAGUCGAACAAGAAGGAGAUCAAGGCGCUCAAGACGACGCAGUAUCCGGUCAAGCUGCACACUUCAGCUGGCCAGGUCUUGCUCAACCUUUUCGAUACCAACCUGCACGCCAAGGGUGGACUGCCAGACGACGGCUUCUUCCGCACCGCCGACGCCGCCAUCGUGUUCUUCGACCUGACGAAAGAGGACAGCUACACGGCCAUGGAGGACUGGUACGAUGCUGUUAUCAAGGCCAACGGACGCAGAGGUAGCGAGCCGCUCCCCAUCGUCGUUGUUGGUACGAAGGCGGAUGACAUCAAGGGCCGAGAACUCAAACCAGAAGCAAUCGAAUUCCCUCGCAAGAAGGAGCAUCCGUAUCGCGAGAUCUCUGCCGAUGCCAACUACGGUGUCAAGGAGCUUCUGCUCGAUGUCUGCAAGGGUCUGCUUGGCGACUCGGUCCAGCUAACCGACGCUGUGGACUUGGAGAAGCCCAAGAUCGACAAGAUCGACGAGGAGCAGCUCGAGAAGCUUUUCAGCGAGUACGAGAAGGCUGCCUCCCAUUGA
Messenger RNA from Sporisorium graminicola, 630 nucleotides. RefSeq lists its product as uncharacterized. Gene Ontology annotation, molecular function: GTPase activity; GTP binding. NCBI's taxonomy places the organism in Eukaryota, Fungi, Basidiomycota, Ustilaginomycetes, Ustilaginales, Ustilaginaceae. The record is from RefSeq and is a predicted model, not a curated record. Gene Ontology annotation, biological process: ribosomal subunit export from nucleus; protein import into nucleus. Bases 1 to 630 code for a protein of 209 amino acids. The transcript is spliced from 3 exons. Gene Ontology annotation, cellular component: nucleus; cytoplasm.